This is a messenger RNA of Xiphophorus couchianus (Monterrey platyfish), 3343 nucleotides long. It is a transcript of the gene arfip1, whose product is annotated as ADP-ribosylation factor interacting protein 1 (arfaptin 1). Lineage: Eukaryota; Metazoa; Chordata; Actinopteri; Cyprinodontiformes; Poeciliidae. Gene Ontology annotation, cellular component: trans-Golgi network membrane. Gene Ontology annotation, molecular function: protein domain specific binding; phospholipid binding. The transcript is spliced from 10 exons. The record is from RefSeq and is a predicted model, not a curated record. The coding region runs from base 268 to 1746 and encodes 492 amino acids. Gene Ontology annotation, biological process: regulation of Arp2/3 complex-mediated actin nucleation; intracellular protein transport.
GCUUUUGUUCUGAUAAUAAUAGCUUUGUGGGCCUGCACUGGUAUUGGAGUCUUUCCGGGGUCUAGACAUCACUUCUGCCUUGCUUGAGUGUUAGGAACCACUGAUGUCCAGGUAGUAGUUUAUCCGCAGAGUUUGCACCAACAGUCUGCGCAACAACUUUCAAGAGAACCUCUGGUUUUGGCGGAGAGGCAGCGCUUAAAGGUUUCAGAGAACUACUGCGACGGCUAGCCGUUCGCAGCUAAUAGUUAGCCGCAUCCGCAGAGAGGGAUGUCUGAAGUUAGUCUUGAGGCUGAGUCGGGGAAGACCUCAGCAGAGGACCCUCAGAGGGAUUGUGAGGAGGCUGAUGAAACAGAGGAGAGUUUGAGUGAGGAUGUGCCUCCAGAGGUAGCACCCAGUAGCAGGGGAGGAGAGGACAAAGCUGACGUACUGUAUGAGAUUGAUAUUAACAGUGAUGAAGAAACCGCAGAGUCACGCAGUAAGGAUGCUCAGGUGCAGGACGAGGGUCCUCUGUCAGGAACCGUGGCGUCCAGCAGGGUGGGCAGCGGGGCUAAACUCCAGGCUGAAUCAGCCGGAACACCAAAGGGAAACGGAGAUUCUCUCUCAGAAACAAAGGAGAGCACAAUGGCUGAUUGUCACCGAGGCUCAGCCGCUGAGAUCCCCGUCACCAGCAAUGGAGACCUGGAUCAGAGUCCAGACAAGGUGUUCCUCAGGGAUUCCCACUCCGCUCCCCCAGGGAGCGUGAAGGUCUCGGACUCUUCUGUCUCUGCCAGCAGCUUCGUCUCACCACCAGAGGGCGUCAUAGAAUCAGGACCACACAAAGAGUCGGCAAGCCUGCCCUCUUCUCCUGUGAGUCCUGUAGCUCCCAGCUCGGCUGUCGCCAGCCGCCUGGCGCGCUCCUUCAGCGAUAGUCAGGCGGACUCAGGCACAAUGAAAACUCCACCGGGCAGCGGAGCGGUGGUCCUGUCAGACGACUUGAAGAACCCCGCCAUGGAAAAACUUGACCUAGUCAGAAAGUGGAGCAUCAACACGUAUAAAUGCACCCGGCAGAUCUUGUCGGAGAAGCUGGGCCGCGGCUCCAAGACCGUGGACCUGGAGCUGGAGGCGCAGAUCGAGCUGCUCCGCGAAAACAAGAGAAAGUACCAGAAUGUGAUCAAGCUGGCUCAGGCGCUGGCCAGUCAGCUGUCCCAAAUAAUGCAGACUCAGAAGCUGCUGGGCGACGCCUUCGCCGACCUCAGCCUCAAGUCACCUGAGCUCCAUGAGGAGUUUGGUUACAACGCCGACACACAGAGGCUUCUGUCCAAAAAUGGAGAGACUUUGCUGGCCGCCAUCAACUUCUUCAUCUCUAGCGUGGACACACUUGUAGACAAAACAAUCGAAGACACCAUGAUUAAUAUCAAACAGUAUGAGGCUGCUAGGGUCGAGUACGACGCGUAUCGUACGGAUUUGGAGGAGCUGAACCUCGGGCCGCGUGACGGAAACACCGUGCUGAAGAUCGAGCAAUCCCAGCAGCAAUUCCAGAUCCACCGCGAGAAGUUUGAAAGGAUGCGGAACGAUGUCUCUGUGAAGCUGAAGUUCCUGGAGGAGAACAAGGUGAAGGUGUUGCAUAACCAGCUCAUCCUCUUCCACAAUGCUAUAGCUGCAUACUACGCUGGGAACCAGCAGCAGCUGGAGCAGACUCUCAAGCAGUUCCACAUCAAGUUGAAAAUGCCUGGCGGGGAAAGUCCCUCCUGGCUGGAAGAGCACUAAACACUCCCGGCUGGCUGAGCUUGACCAAACCUUCCCACGGAAACUACAGAAACCUUCCUCCUGCUGUAACUGUUGCUGCUUUUCCAGCUUCUGAAAUGAAAUCUUCUAACAAAAGGAACAAACUCCUGAACUCCUUUUGUCUAUUCUUCCUAAAUGAUUUCUGUCGUUCUUUCAAAUCAUAAGAGACGCACUUUUUCUACUGUUGGACAGAUCUUGUUGAAUGGGAGGUCCAGCAGUAAACACUUUAUGAAACUCUAAACAGCCUUUUGUACUCCAGAAUAUGAAUGUUUGUAUUCCAGCACACCACACAUGUUGGCGUUCCAGCGGCAGCUACUGGACAAGGACUGCUGUUAAAUCUCACAACAAUCUUGGUUCUUUUCUUUCUUUUUUUUGUAUUAGCUGACUGAAAUGAUCGCUUUACUACAGUUAAAACAAAAGCUUUUUGUUGUCAAGACAAAUUCCGUCUUGAAUUCUGUAUUUUGGUUUUUAUUUUCACUAUCAAGCUGAGACUUUGGGGAGUGCGCUUUAUUUGUAAUGUGGUUAACAUUUAGCUGAGACAGUGUGUGUGCUUUGUCCUCUGCUGCUGUGUGUAAGGCCUCAAAUGUCUGCCGGUCAACACCUCCAGCAUUGAUUGAUCGAAAAACCAAAGUUUACAAAAUCAAGUUUUGGUUUCCCACAGGACUUCUCGCUAGGCAGACCUGGAUCAGCCUCUUCUAUGGGAUUGCUAGCUAACGUUGAGCUGCUUUAAACUCCCAGCUCCUGACUGCUAACUCAUGUCGAACAAAGCAAGUUAAAUGAGAUGCGCAUCUCCCCCCUUUUUUUAUCUCUCGCAAAACCAAAGCAUUUCCAAAAAAGCUCUAAUCAUUUAGUCAACGUCACGCUCUGCUUUUAGCUCGUCUAUCUUCAGGACAUAAAACUGAAUAGAUGAGAGAUUCUCUUAUAUUCCAGAAAAUGAAGGACUAGCCUUAUGUCACUUUAAUGUGCCUUCAAUCUCUUCUCCUGCUCUCUACACACUCCUGCUUCUGGCCUUCAGACCAAGGACCAAACAGUCACAGCACACAGAGAUGGAAACAUCCAGCACAAUUACUCCAGUGACUUUAUGAAUUAGUUUUCAAAACAUGUUGCACAUAUGCACAAUUAUGCAUUUAGGACUACACAAAAAAAAAAGUUUAAGGCCUGUGUGAACCAAAAUCCAAUUAACUUGAUACAUUUUUGCCUGUAAAGACCAGCAUCUGCGGCUGCUACCAGUUUACGUCAUUGGGGCUAUUUAAAGUGUAUUUUAAAAAAAACAAACCAUUUGUCUUCAUGUCGUGUAUUUUUCCUAUGGCCCACUAACGGUUUAAGGGUGUGAAUCUAGAUUCUGUUAUUUUCUUGAAAGAAAUAUAUAUAUUUGUAAUCUAUAUUUUAAUGCUGGAUUGACCAAUGCAGCCUGUCGGUUUAUUUUUCUUGAAGGUCUCCAGAAUAACAUUCUAGUACCUGUGUAUGUACUAGGGGAUAAUCACGUUUUGUAAUAAUGUUACGUUAACAAAUGCUGAGAUGAAAGGAUUUGGAAUGUUGUGCAACCUCUUUGGGGAAAAUAAAACUUUCUCUUUCUGUA